AUGACUGACGACACGGAAUAUCAGAAACUCGAACGCGACCCGGAUGCCUCAUCUGAGGCCGAUCUAGAGGACUAUGUUGAGACACCCACGACUUUCCAACAGCGAGCACGAUCGAAGUGGCCAGCAUGGAUACGGAUACUCUGCGAGGGUAUACUGGUGGCAAUGGUCAUCCUGCUUGGACUCAAGGUGGCAUCAGGCCGGGGAGAAGGCCAUCCUGGGCCCAAUGAUCCGCGAAAACAAUUCGGCUUCACAGACACUGUAUUCAUGAACGACACCAAGUUUGCGAACGAAGACGCACUCGCUGAUCCCGAUGCUCUACGCACUACGCUCGAGCACUGGGUGACACUCUCGUCAAAAGGGCGAGGCUAUGUACGAGUCCCAGAGAAUGAGCGACAAAGCAUGGAUGGCCCACCUUAUCUCCUCAACCCUCUACAUAGACCAAUUGAGGCCGAAGCUUACAUGGUUUCUGGACUCCAUCAGCUACAUUGCUUGAGCACAAUCAUGGCAUCAUACUCCCGCAUGCGCCAAGGCAAAGACGAGUCCGAAUUGGGCUACCACAUCGCGCAUUGCUUCGACUACCUGCGACAAGGCAUCGUAUGUGCUGGGGAUGCGACUUUGGAGGGCAAUCAGUCUGCUACGUACCCGGGGGUUGAGAUUCCAUGGGGCACCUCGCACCGUUGUGCGAAUUGGCAGGCGUUGGUUGAUUGGGCUGAUGAGAGGACGAUUUGGCCGUUUCCUCCUGGCAUUGAUAUCCUUUAG
Recurvomyces mirabilis is the source of this 759-nucleotide messenger RNA. RefSeq lists its product as uncharacterized. Gene Ontology annotation, biological process: mycotoxin biosynthetic process. Lineage: Eukaryota; Fungi; Ascomycota; Dothideomycetes; Mycosphaerellales; Teratosphaeriaceae. The transcript has 4 exons. The record is from RefSeq and is a predicted model, not a curated record. Bases 1 to 759 code for a protein of 252 amino acids.